Meira miltonrushii is the source of this 4278-nucleotide messenger RNA. RefSeq names its product actin-binding FH2. Lineage: Eukaryota; Fungi; Basidiomycota; Exobasidiomycetes; Exobasidiales; Brachybasidiaceae. Gene Ontology annotation, biological process: barbed-end actin filament capping; actin filament bundle assembly; mitotic actomyosin contractile ring assembly. The record is from RefSeq and is a predicted model, not a curated record. The transcript has a single exon. The annotation marks the transcript as partial. Gene Ontology annotation, cellular component: cell division site; mating projection tip. Gene Ontology annotation, molecular function: actin binding; small GTPase binding.
AUGUCAGCAAAUUCUAGCACGCAAUUACCUCCCCACGUAGAAGGAAAAGCAGAAUUCAUCAUGCAAAGACCUGAUGAUGCCGAAAUUGAAAGGAUGUUUGCGGAGUUGAUGAACAAGAGAGACUUUUUGGGAUUGCCGAGCGGAAAUCUUUCGGAUGAUUACAAGGAAGCUGCUAGGCGGAAUAUGAUGAAUUUUCCUGUUCAUAAGAAAUGGAUGUUGGUAUACAAUGACAAGUUCACCGAAUUCCAUGCUGAAAAGGAGCGAGAACGAACGCGCAGAAAUCAUCAGCAGGGACAACCCGGUGGACCAGCGUCAUCAAACAUGGUCAUCACACGAAACUCGCCUGAAUGGUACAUCAAGAAAUUCAUGGACGGCAGUGUGACGACAAAGCAUAUUGAGAGCUUAGCGGUCACUCUUCGAACGUGUGCUAUGGGAUGGGUGGAAAAUUUCGUUGAUGCAAAAGGAACACCAGUGCUUGCUAGCUUCCUCAAUGGCCUACAUGCAAAAGGAUCUGCAAAAUCCGAUACAGAUAUGGCAUUAGAGUACGAAGUGCUGAAAGCAUUCCGAUCUUUGUUCAAUAGCAAAGCAGGCGCCAAUGAUGCAUUAAGGCAACCAAAAUGCGUGAACAGCAUUGUUCAUUCUAUCAUUUCUGCUCAUUUGGCAACUAGAAAGCAGGCUGCUGAUAUUCUACUAUUCUUGUGCCAUUGGGCUAUACCUUCUGGUCAUCAAUUGGUUUUGCGUGGGUUUGACGAAUUGAAAUCGUCUCAGUCAGACCAUGGGCGUUUUGAUGCAUGGUUCCGUAUUCUGGAACAGACGAUUGAUGGUAGAGGACAGAUGGGUAGCAAAGUGGGUCAAUCAGAAGAAAUCCGAAAGAUUAGUAUGUUGGGUCAUCAAGAAGCUUCUUUGAACGAAUAUGCGGUCAACAAUAUGUUCCUCGUCAAUGCAAUCCUCUCAUCGAGAAUCGUCUCAGAUUAUCAAGUUCGCGUUCAUUUACGAAAUCAGAUGGAAGCCAGUGGUUUACAAAGAAUUUUGAUCAAAUUACGAGCGUUCAAGAAUACCGAUUUGGACAGGCAGCUAGACGAGUAUGAGAAAGGAGCAGAGCUGGAUCAAGACAAUGUUGUUGAAUCUUUCAACAAAGAAGUUUUGACAGAUAUGUCGGACCCUGUCGAUGUCUUCAAAGCGAUUGUAGGAAAGAUAUCUGGUUCGCGUGCAUAUGACUUCUUCUUAUCUGGUUUGCAGCAUCUUUUGCUAAUCCGGCAAGACGGAGAAAGUCUUGUGCAUUAUUAUCAGUUGAUUGACUCAAUGAUCUCAGCAGUGGUGAUGGACAAAAAGGGAGCAGUAGAGGGCAACGACAUGAGUUCUUUGCUGGGAGUGUCGGUGAACAAUGUCCUAUCCCGAUUCGCUGACCAAGACGCGAUGAAUGCAAUCAAGGAUGAAUUGCAGCAAGCAAAACUGGUUGCACGAGAAGCACAGACGGAGAAGCAGCAUUUAGAACAACAACUUAAUGAGACCAGUGAGGGAUUGGUGGGAAAGCUGCAAGAACGUGUAACAGAGUUAGAAGGUGAUUUGGAUGUAUCACGCGGCAACUCUAGCGCUAUGCAACGAGAUAUGGAAGAUAUGGAAAAAGGAUAUGUUGACCGAAUCGUUGCUUUGGAAGUUGAAAAGCGUGAGCUGUACGAUAUGCUUAAAGAAGCACAAGGCGCAGCAGAGAUUGCCGCAAAUGGUACAGGCAACAUGGAUAGGCAGCAUCUCGUUGAAACGCUCGAAAAGCAAAUGGAGCGCAACAAAACGAUUCGCAAAUUGGAAGCAAAUGCGAAGAAGAAUGGUCAAAUUGCCAAGAUGACAAGCGAACAAGAAGAUGCUGUCAGAGAGCGGGAGAAGCGCUUAUCACGCAAACGUCUUUCCAAACCAUCGUUGCGAGAUGAAGCCCAGGCAAGUGCUCUUGACGACGAAGAGGAUGGAUCCUCAUCCGAGUCAGAGCUUGAUCCAAAUACCGAUGCCGGAAAGUGGAAGAUUCAAGCAACCCUUGCUGCUGGCAUGGCUCGCAAUACCGAUCUACAAAGUAGAAUGACUGAUGCGAAAGAGACAAGAAGACGUAAAGGCUCUCGAAGCAGUUCGAGCAAACCCACUGAUUCUAUCGCUCCGUUGUCAUCACCAAUCGAUGUUGGCGACGGACAGUCCCCACCACCUCCACCUCCGCCGCCACCACCAACGGCAGGUGGCACGGCAACUACGUUCUUGGACGAAAUUCGAAAGCGAAAGGCGUCUGGCUUGCGAAAUACAUCCUCUGGUUCUGGCGAGAUGGGCCCUCCUCCACCUCCUCCGCCGCCUCCAAUGCCAGGAGUGCAUUCUUCAGCAUUCUCCAAUUCGGAUUCCUCCAGACCUCCCUCGGUCAUGUCUGUCGCUGCAGGUGAUGCCCCGCCUCCACCACCACCACCUCCGCCAGCAAUUGGUACUCCCUUGCGUGUAGGCACGCCCGUCUCCAAUGCUCCAAUGCGGUCACUGGAGGGUACGCCAGGUGCUAACCGAGAUUCAAUGCUAAACGUUCGCGCAAGUGUCAGCAGCACGAUCGGACCGUCUGGACCAAUUCAUGCUCCUCCAGCUCCUCCUUCCUUCUAUGCCGCUAAUAUGGUGAUGCGUAAGGAAGUCAGCGAUACGGCCAAGCAAAGAAUGAAGCAACUACAAUGGGACAAGUUAACCCCACAACAUGCUGCAGAAACAAUUUGGGGACAAAAUGUUGUCUCAGAAGAAGAAUUGGCAGAGAUGUUACGCGAACAAGGAUUGUUCAAUGAGAUGGAAGAAGACUUCAAGGCUAAACAAGUCACAAAACGAGCCACACAAACGGCAAAGAAGGAAAAGAUGGAAUUCAAAACACAUCUUACCUUACAAACCAGACAAGGUAUCGAAAUGGUAUUGCGUCGUGUUAAAAGCAGUCUGACGGAUGCCAAGCACGCUACUCCUGAAGAAGUUGCUCAUCAUAUUGUCAAUUGCAAUGAAGCCGUUCUUGAUCAGAGCUUCUUGGAAGAACUCUUGCGACACUAUCCCGAAAGCGAGGUGAAGGGUCAAUUGGGUGAAUACCGAAAUGCUUCCGAUGAGGAGCUUCGUCUUUUGCAUCCCGCAGAUCGUUUGGUGGUGCUAUUGAUGACGGUGCCGCAUUUGAAGGACAAGGUGAAAGGUUUGCUCUUCCUGACCAAAUACAGAGAAGCAAUCGAGAUUAUCAAAGAAGGUUCCUUGCGCGUACGUGACGGAAGUGAAGACUUGAUGAAAGCCCAAAACUUUGCCAAGUUACUCAGCUUGAUCUUGAUGAUGGGUAACUUCUUGAACUCGAAUGGAAUGCAAGGAGGUGCCUUCGGUUUCAAGAUUAGUUCGAUCAACAAAUUAGUUGAUACCAAAGCAAGUGAUGGAACUACCCUGUUACACUUUGUGGAAAGGACUAUCAGUCGUUGUUUCCCAGAAACAGAAGCAUUUUUGGAAGAAUUGGAAAAGCCAAGCGAGGCAUGCAGAGUACAAUUGCUCGACCUAAAGCGCGAUCUAGCAGAGUUGAAAUCUGGUAGCUUGCAGCACAAGAAAGAAUUGGACAAAUUCUUGGAUGAGUCCGAAGAUCGGUUGGAGGAUCCUUACACAAAGGUGAUGCUGCCAUUCUUGAACGAAGUCCAGACAGAACUCACUCGUCUUACUGAUCAAGUGCAAUUCAGUGAACGUGUAUACGUUGAUGCUCUUCGUUACUUUGGAGAAGGGCCAGAUCCGAAACGAAGAGGGUUCCCUGCACCACAACCAAUGCGAACUGAAGACUUCUUUGGAAUUUUCCGUGAAUUCUGUGCAGCAUACAGAAAAGUCAAACAAGAUAAUGUACACAUCACUGAGCUACGUAAUGCCGAGGCUAAACGCAGAGCGGCAGCUGAAGAACGUGAACGUGAAAGACAGGAAGCAAUCAAACGCAAAGAAGCUGGCGUGGAUGAUAGUGCGGUAUUGGAAACAUUGUUGACAAGUUUGCGUGGUGGUGGAGUUACGCCGAAACGUAAACGUAAAACGCAGCAAAGAGGCGGUCGUGAAAGUGGAAGAGAUAGUACAGGUCAAGGUGAUACUAGCGGUGGAGCGAGCCAACCUGCUGGUGACACUGCCAAUAUAGCUCACAGUAGCAGUAUUGAUGGCAAUCCUUCGGAUGUCGCACAAGCUAUGUUGGCCAAAUUACAAGGAGGAGAAUCAUCCAAUCUGAACUCUUCUGAAAAUCGCGGGUCUUCAUCUUACGUUAGCAGGAGAAGAAGAGAGAGACGUACA